GUCACUGGCCCGCCGCGCGGAUCCGCCGCGCCAGAUUUACCAACGCGUACGCACGCACGUGCUCGCACGAUUUUUUCAGUGGGAUUUUUGUGACUGUGUGUGUUGGACUGUGUGGUGGUUUGCUGUUUACUUUGGAAGAUUAAAACUUGAACGAUGCGGCAGCGACGCGGGCUGGCUAUAGGCGUCCUCCUCAUAUUACACUUGAGUGGAGCUCUAAGUGACCAAACAUCAAACGAGAGUGGCGGGGGUGGCGGGGGCGCGAGUCCAGACUCCAACAACUCCGUGGAGCCGUCAGCUGACCAGCUGGCCAUGGAGUCUUCGGAGCGGGAGACGCCGAGCCACGCGUACAACGGACCGCCGCCGCCGGCGCCACCGCCGCACAACAGACGACAAAACCCACCGCAUCAUCAGCAACACCAUGCUUUAGGUAUGCCGAGGAUCACGAAUCAUCAUCCUAUCCACUCGAAACCAUUUGCUCUCGGGCCGCCAGUUAGUCAUCACAAGAACGACAUUGGACCUGGCUUCAGAGGUCCACCUCCUCAAUCUGCGGCUCCUACCGAUGCGCAAACAUCUGCCAGCGACAAAGUGUUCAGUGGAGCUGGAGAUGUGUGGCCAGCUCCUGCUCCUGAUAUGCCGAAAAUCGUUUCUUUGGACGUCAAAUGUGAAAAGAACGCCAUGCGAGUUUUUCUGAGUUUUGACAAACCAUUCUUUGGCAUAGUGUUCUCUAAAGGACAUUAUUCCAACCAUCAAUGCGUUCAUCUGCCACCCAACCUAGGCAGAACAACAGCAUCAUUUGAGAUUGGUGCUCACGCUUGUGGAACAGCCGGUAGUGGGGAUCCCAGAUACAGAGGAGAUGUGACCGCCGCUGGUACAUACUUUGAAAAUGUAAUAGUUAUUCAAUAUGAUCCACAGGUCCAAGAGGUAUGGGAUCAGGCUCGAAAAUUACGUUGUACAUGGCAUGAUCAGUAUGAAAAGGCAGUCACUUUCCGACCUUUCCCAGUAGAUAUGUUAGACGUUGUACGCGCCGAUUUUGCUGGUGACAACGUUGGAUGUUGGAUGCAAAUCCAAGUGGGUAAAGGACCAUGGGCCUCGGAAGUAUCAGGUCUCGUGAAGAUUGGCCAAACUAUGACUAUGGUAUUGGCCAUUAAAGAUGAUGAUGCGAAGUUCGAUAUGCUUGUACGAGACUGCGUAGCUCACGACGGUCAACGCGCUCCUAUACAAUUAGUCGAUAGGCGAGGCUGUGUAACACGACCGAAGUUAAUGUCGAGAUUUACAAAGAUUAAGAAUUUCGGGGCUAGUGCUUCUGUUCUUUCAUACGCACACUUCCAAGCAUUUAAGUUCCCUGAUUCCAUGGAAGUGCACUUUCAAUGUACCAUACAGAUUUGCAGGUAUCGCUGCCCUGAGCAAUGUUCUGAUGGCGGUCAAAAUGUUAUUGCUCCCCAUGCCGAAUAUGGACCUCCUCAAAUCGACGCUUUCCCAGUCGGCGCUGAAGUACGAAGAGACGAGCGAAGAGUGCGAAGGCAACGCCGUGCUACAUCACCUGAGAAAGAAGUUGGAGUAAAUCGAGUGAUACGUGUUGUUUCCGCCGGAGAUUUAAAUUUAGAUUCUACGGAAGAAACUGCUGCUCCUAGAAUUGUACCCAAUCCUGGUCUAGUUUGUAUGACUACUCCAGGGUUCGCAGCGACCCUCGGAGCACUUCUUGCCACAUUAGUAUGUUCGUGCGCUGUAUCAGCAGUGCUGUUCUUAAAACUACGACCAAUUACAACUUUAAAGAAGAAAACAGCUGCCAUUGCGACGAUAGCCCGGCCGCACCCACCGACAGCUCGGUUUUAUUCGUAACAUUCAUUGAUAUAAUUUAAUUUGUACAUAUUAGUGUGAUGAGACUGAAGUAUGUAGACCAUUCCAAUUUCAUUAACCUGUGCUAAAAAGUUUGCUCAAUAUGUUAACAAUCCGAUUCAUACAUACAUUCAAAAUACUGAUGUUUAAAUUAAUAAAAUGUAUCUAUUUAAUUAGAUAUGCCUAUACGAUUUCAUCCAUAUCAUUGUUCUCGAAAACUUCAGUGACGUCGUCAAUUUGUCUCCUAUAUUUAUAUAUACAAAAUUAUGGAUUAGUCUUUCGUUCUGUAAUAUUGAUAUAUCUGAUAUUUAUUGAAAGGAAACUACCUAUGUACUUAACUCUUAAUUAGGACAAAUUAUUUUUAUACGACACAAAUAUAGUAUUAAAUAAUAUAAGUACCUACAAUCUUCUGUUACCUCUUUGCAAAUAAGAGUAGGUAUUUUAUUUGUCUCAGGGGCAACGGAAAAUACACGCGUGGUAAUAACAAUCAACGUUUAGGUGAACCGCUAGUAAAAUAAAUUAAAAUAACUUGUCAUUAGUAUUAAUAAUUAUUUAUUCUAGGUAAGUUUAUUGCUGUAGCCACAUUGCUACAUGUAAUAUAUUUAUGUUAUACCGCCUCAGUACCUCUUCUUUUUAUUAUUUAUUGUUUUUCUCUGCAGAUUUAAAGGGUUUAUUAUGAUGUUACAUAUUUGUUAUUUUUUAGUUUUUCAUUGUGAUUGUUUUUAUUUAUUUAUAUAGAAUGUUUGAAAGCAUGCCAUCAUUCUUAAUACCUAAACAUAAUCAAACAUAUUAAAGCAUUACCUAUUCUGUUUGACGGUUAUACAUCUGUAUAAGUGUAGAAAAUAAUAUUUGAAAAAAUAAACUCAAUACG
Molecule: messenger RNA, 2707 nt
Organism: Leguminivora glycinivorella
Lineage: Eukaryota; Metazoa; Arthropoda; Insecta; Lepidoptera; Tortricidae
Gene: dy
Exons: 4
Coding region: 154-1839 (561 amino acids)
Source: RefSeq, a predicted model, not a curated record